AUGAACACAGUUUCACCAGAUUUGGUAAUGGGAAUUGUGUAUGCUAGUGAUGCUCAUGAAGUUUGGCUAGAUCCGCAGGAUCGAUUUGAUAAAGUCAAUGGAUCUGGGAUUUACAACCUUCAACGAGAGAUAGCUACCAUCUCUCAAGGAACAUCCAGCAACUCAGUAUAUCAUUCUAGAUUGAAAUCACUUUGGGACGAAUAUAAUCCCAUGAUUCCUUCCCUCCCUGUUACGGCUGGAACUAGGGAUUUUACCGAACACUUGGAGCAGCAGAAACUUUUUCAGUUCUUAAUGGGUCUAAAUGGGUCCUAUAAUGCAAUCAGAAGUCAAAUUUUACAUCAAUCUCCAUCACCUUCUAUCAAUCGUGUCUAUGCAAUGUUAAUAAAUGGAGAAAAUCAAAGAAGAGUGUUUGAGACUAAUUCACAUAUUAAUGUGACAAAUGAAGUGAAUGAUUCCACGGCUCUUAUGAGUUCUAGAGAUAAUCAACUAAAGUUUAAGAUGUUCAAUAAUUUGUUGUGA
This is a messenger RNA of Nicotiana attenuata, 519 nucleotides long. RefSeq lists its product as uncharacterized. The record is from RefSeq and is a predicted model, not a curated record. Bases 1 to 519 code for a protein of 172 amino acids. Lineage: Eukaryota; Viridiplantae; Streptophyta; Magnoliopsida; Solanales; Solanaceae. The transcript has a single exon.